AUGGAACAAUUCGCCCAAUUGCUUCUGAUAUCAAUCGCCAUUUUUUCGUUGGCGAUUAUCACCGUCGAUUCAACAACUGCUGCCUACGCCAGUGAGUCAACUGACUCGACAGAUAAUAGUACCAAUAUGAAUCAAGGUGGAAGCAAUACGUCCACAACGACAGUCGGGUCGGGAACAGCCGGGAAUAGUUCCUCUAGCGCAACAAAACAUCAGCUACAACCACAAUCGCUGAUCAUACCUUUCACAAUCUUUGCAGCUUAUAUGCUACCGUUCGCUCGUCUUUUUCAUUUUAUGUAA
Molecule: messenger RNA, 297 nt
Organism: Adineta ricciae
Lineage: Eukaryota; Metazoa; Rotifera; Eurotatoria; Adinetida; Adinetidae
Source: the annotation of a GenBank genome assembly